Molecule: messenger RNA, 5950 nt
Organism: Seriola dumerili (greater amberjack)
Lineage: Eukaryota; Metazoa; Chordata; Actinopteri; Carangiformes; Carangidae
Gene: abtb1
Product: ankyrin repeat and BTB domain containing 1
Exons: 12
Coding region: 191-1621 (476 amino acids)
Cellular component (GO): cytoplasm; ubiquitin ligase complex
Molecular function (GO): protein binding
Source: RefSeq, a predicted model, not a curated record
UGUUGGAAAUCUUCAACCAAAACACUGAGGACCCGAGCAGAUUGUAAACAACUGCAAGAAACUGUGACAGCCAGCCAACUUUCUCAGCGUCGAUCCAGCAAACUGUGAAGCUACACCGAAUCACCAGUAACCUGUCCAGUAGACAGGCCGUCUCAAUGCAUUACAGAGGACCGAAAACACCGAGGGGAUCAUGGAUGUGUACGAUUUGUUUAGUAGUUGCAGAAAGGGCGACAUUUGUAGAGUUAGAUACCUUGUUGAACAAAGAGAUGUGGACCUCAAUGUAAGAGAUAAAUGGGACAGCACCCCGUUGUAUUAUGCCUGUCUCUGUGGUCAUGAGGAGCUGGUCCAGUACCUGUUGGCUAGUGGUGCCAAGUGUGAAGCCAACACGUUUGAUGGUGAGAGGUGCAUGUAUGGCUCCCUAAAUGACUCUGUUCGACGCCUGCUCAAAGAUUAUAAAUGUGUCACUGUCCGUGCCAUGCAGCGGGAUGAUUUUAACUACUUUCUGCACAUGUUACUGGAGCAGGGUCAACACAGUGACGUCAAGUUCCUGGUUCAUGGACAAACAUUUCUGGCCCACCGCUGUGUUCUCAGUGCACGCUCAGAGUACUUCACUGAAAUGUUUGAGACCAAAUGGAAAGGGAAAAACUUGAUAACCCUCAAACAUCCUUUGAUCAACCCUGCAGCCUUUGGAGCCAUCCUGCGAUAUUUCUAUACAGGACGAAUGGAUAUUGAUAUAAGCCUAGUGGAGGACUGCAGACGACUUGCUAAACAGUGCAAGAUGGCAGAUUUCAUGGAUGAGCUGGAGAAUAAAUGCAAACAGCUGUAUGAAUUUGUGUCCAACAAGCCAGGAAUCUGUGUGAAAGUCCUGAGCCUGGAGCCGCACAGCUGUCAGCUUCAGGAGGAGAUGGCUCAGUUAGCAGACUGUGCACUGCCCACUGAGCUAAGAGUUGGAUUUGGAGAACUUCCCUUUAACAGAGUCGACCGCUUCCCUACUUAUCCUGACAUCUGCUUCAGAGUCGAUGGUUACAAUUUCUUAUGUCACAAGGUGUUUUUCUGCGGGCGUAGUGAUUACUUUAAAGCCUUAAUGGAGGACCACUUCAGUGAGGGAGAGCAGCUGCAGUCCCAGCCCAGCACCCCAGUGAUAACUUUACACAACAUCUCCCAUGAAAUCUUUAUCCAUGUCAUGUAUUACAUCUACACUAAUGACACAGAGCUAACAACGGAGAAUGUGUUUGACGUGCUGUGUGUGGCUGACAUGUAUCUGCUGCCGGGGCUGAAGCGUCUGUGUGGGAAGACGCUUGCUAAGACCAUAUGUGAAGAUAAUGUUCUGUACAUGUGGAAGACGGCCAAGCUUUUCCGUCUGUCUCGGCUGGAGGAUCACUGCACAGAGUUCAUGGCCAAGAUCAUUGAGCGGCUGGUGGAGCAGGCUGAGUUUGCCGAGAUCAUCAAAGAGGAUGCUGCGUCACUGGAGGAGCGACACGAGACUGACUCCGUCCCCUUAGUGGAUGACAUCCGCUACCACAUCGCCAGCAAUGUGCAGACGUACAGUGCGAUCGAAGAGGCCAAUCAGAAGCUGGAGGCCUUGGAGGAGUUGCUGUCCAGCAUAAACAUUGACUGUUGAAGGGUCGGCAGGUUGUAGUUUGUGGCUGUGGCUGCAGCUGCUGCGGAGUUUGAGGUUUUUAAGGUUGAUGCUUUGGCAGGGGACAUACAUUGGUGAAUCUGCGAAGGAAAAAAAAAAAACAGUAUGAGGUGAGAAGAAAAACAUAUGCGUCUGUAUGUUUGUAGUAGGUUUACAAAAUAUAUAUUUUGAAAGGAGCUGGUUCUGAUUUUACAGAGGCAUAUUCAGAGACAGCUGUUUCUGUCGGCAGUUUAAAGUUUGUUUUAGUGAGAUAAACUAAAUCUGAGGAAAGAUAUCAUGUUAAUCUGUUGUUAGGUUUUGCAAGAUGGGUUUUGAUGAAACUGUGUAUUAUAUAUUUACAACAGAACAUCUUUGUGUUGCACAUGCAUGAAAUUAUUUGCUACUAUAAUUUAAACAAGCUGUAGCUCUUUUAAAAUGUAGUUUGGCCUCAACAAAAUUCAGCACCAGCCCUUAUAAUGAACUCUAUUUAAUUUUAUUAUGACAGUAUAAGAAAGCAGAACGAGUCCAUGCAAUGUACUGGCUCACACUGGACAGCUGUCGGUAAAUAGAAGUGUGCAUUCAUUUCAUUCAUCCAGAAAAUAUUUUUAAUUUCGAACUCUUAUUUUGAAGUGACAUAGAAUAUAGUUUUCUGAUGUAUUUGUUGCACAGAAGCAGUCAAGGUAUUGUUGACCUGCCUGCAGCUUUUAUUUUGUAUUUGAUUGCAUUUGGCAGCUGUAGUUCACCUCACUAUUCAACCAAUGACAUUCCUCUAGCGUGAAUACUUACACUUACCCCAACGCACUUCUGCACUUAGAUUUACCAUUUUAAAUGUAAGCAAUUUCCUGCUGCCCUGUAUAACAGCAUUACCUCUCUUGCCCAGUGUGUGCACCAGAAAAUAGAGCUGUUACUAAACUGUUUGCAUGUCAAUUUCACCGUCAACACAGCAAAAUAAUACAAUAUUUGAUUUCAGAAUGAUGAUGUCAUCCAUCUCUCAGCCUCAAUCUGCUGUUAGGAAAAUGGAUAAAUAACUGCGUUUGGUUUUGGCAAUUAAACACUGUAUAGCAAGCACGAGUAGGGUUUUAUUCGACAUAUCUCAUGAAUGUUGAAGUAUGUCAUAGUGGCUUCAUUUGAAUUCAUUGUAACAUUCUUUUAGCCGUGUUAGCAGAAUUGCUCUAGGGAUUGCGAUGUCGGCCGUUUGAUCACCCAUUUUAGCCCCACCCUGAGGUUGACAUUUGUGGUUUUAUAUGCAGUAUCUGAAUAACUAACUAACUACACCAGGCAUGUCAAAGUCCAGCCCUGACCAAUUUUAAAUGGCCCCCCCGCUUGUCUCUUAAAAUAUACUAUAAGUGGCCCACCACACAGUAUUUGUUGAUGAAGCAAGCUCACUUUGCAUUUUUCCUUUUCACCGAUAGCACUGUCCUACAGUUCAUAGACAUCUCUACAAUCCAGGUGGAAUUAAUGUUUCCAUAAAGCAGACAAACAGGCAGCAGAAAUUUGAUGUUAGACUCAAAAAAGUUUGGACACCCCUGGUCUACGCGUUACCUCAGGAGUGUGCUGAAGUAUCCAGGCUUCUUCCCUUCAUCCUCUUCUGACGACCAUAUAUAAUUUAAUUCAAAUGUUAUUUUGGGAAAUAUUUUCUUUGUGGUGCAAAGUUUAUUUCAAUGUAGGAUAGGCUAGAUAACAACCGUUAAUGUAAUGCUAAUAGGUUAAUAGAACACCUGUGAAGCAGAGUGAUACAUAAAAGUCCCAGUGUUAUACUCUAUAUCAGCACUCAUGGAAUACCUUUUGUCCAAUCAAAUUACUUGGUCGGAACUAAAUGUUGUUCAACUGUUUAUACAGCAGCCUCCAUUUAUGGGUUGUUCACAGGAAGAAUUGUAGUUGUUGACACUUAAAUAUGCUUCCUGCUUAUUAUGGUGUGUUAUAAGCAAUUUAUUAAAUGCUUAUACUGCUUAUAAAUGCUUAAUAGCGGGGUUGGAGUGUCAGUGCUAUACUUUCUAUUUAGUGUUUGUGUUGAGCAAAUUAAUAUGGUUUAAAAGUUAAGUUUAGAAAACUAUGGCUUGUUUUUUACCUUGAUAAAGCCAUAUUUUACUUAUAAAAAACCCCCAGAAAAAGUCUUGGGGAAGUUGUAAGUUUUCAGUACAGGGUUUAUUAAAUAUACAAUGUGAAAUGAAAGUUUAAAAAGCAAGUUUUCCUUCCAUUUGUUUCAUUAUUUUAUUUAGAAAAAAAUCCAGAUAUAUUUGUGUGAAUCUGAGUAACACUUUAAGAUAAAGUUUAGGAAGCCACCUAAAGAUGGCGCCUUUUCUCAGCUUAUCAUCACUGUGGCUGCAGUGAGUUGACUGUCACAGAAUGGCAGUUUCUUGGAGGAAACACAGCUUUUCAUGCAUUGUGGGAAACAAAUAAAUCCUUCAUCCAGGGCUCUGAACUCAUGGGAACAGUAUCUGAAUGGGGCCGUUUUUUCAAAUCACUCGUUCAUCACAAGUUGAUAAAGGUGCAUUGAAGGUCAGUAAAUAGUGAGGCACGGCUACAUGUUUGCAGUGAUUUAAAUAUGUGCAUAUGUUUGCGUCAGUGCACUUGCUCUGUAGUUUAUAAUUGGCGUCCCUGUGGGCUCCAUCACUCUAAUUUCAAAGAGUGUUGGAGGCGAAGACAAGUUGUAUGUCACCUUAAUGGAGCCCUAAGGUUCAGAACAGCGGGUAAGCUCAAAUUCCACUGGGGAGUACACUGUGGAGCAGAGCUGCUGUUAGAACACAUUAAAGUGCAGUUCAACCAAAACACUGAGGCCAUCCUUUAGAUAACAAAACCCUUGGCCUCCAGCCCAGCUUCUUGAAGGCUUACAUGUUGAAAAAGGCACGAAUAAACAACACAAUUAGUUAUUACCCCAGCAAGCUUCCUUUACAAAUGUUUUAUGGUUGUUGCUAAGUAACUCGGUGUGGUUUUGGUCUUGGGUGGGAAAGUCCAGUUUAUUGGGUUUCAGACUGGACAAAUGGAGAGUGUACAGGAAGAUCUUGUAUUUCUCAUCAUUUUAUUAAAUUUCCAUGGAGACGGUGUUUACAAGCCUCUCAAUGAUAAAAGCUCGGUGACUCAGUUGGUUCCUGUUCAACAGCUGAAGACUUCUACACUGGCCCCAGGUCAGAGGGUGACAGAGUGAACCCUGAAAGCUGUGAGACUGGACUUAUUUGAAACCAACCCUUUGUCAGUUAAAUCAGACUAUAAAUGGCUCUAGGGAUGUUAGUCAAUCCACCACUUUGAUGCAGACCACUUAUUGACAGAUUGAUAUGAAAUGUUGACUAUCCCCAGAGAACAAAGAUCACUGACUGUGGUGACCCCCCGAUUUUACCUUUAGUGCCACCAGCAGGUUAAAAUCUUUGGCUUUUACUUAAAUCUUUCAACUGUGCUAUGGUAUGCCAUUAGGUUUGGUGUAGAUACCCAAGAUAGGCAGAGGAUGAACCCUAUUGACUUAGUGAUCCCCUGACUUUUAAUCUAGCGCCAUCAUUAUGUCAAAUCUUUCACUUAUACUGUGAAAAUAUCGCUUCAGUUUAUGACCAAAUACCUGAAACCUAAUGACAUUCCCAACAUCCUCAGCUGUAAUUUUUGUUUAGUAUGAGUCAGUAAAUGUUAGCAUGCUAACAUGCUAAGCUAAGAUGUGUUGAAAUGUCACUCAGAGCACCGCCUCACAGAGCUGCAAACACGGUCGUAGACGCUUAAUCUUGUUUUCUCCACCUUUAUUGCCCAACUUCUCUGUUGUCAGUGAACAUGACUCACACCCGAAUCUCGUGGUCAUUUUAUUUCUUGGCACAGCAGUAAAAACAUUCUUUGCAGCCUGUCAAGCAAUUAAUCAGAUUGCCCCUUUGGCCUAUGUGAUAUUUUCUAGGAUAGUUUACAAUGGGGGCCCUUAAUAAUGUCUUUAAAUAUAACUAUCAGUCAUUGUUUUUGAUGUUAAUUGUCAUUCUCAGCUGACAUGAAUCAGUUUAUCUGAUCCAGAGUCAUCUGAUAAGAGUCAGAUGUUUGAUGGCAUGAAAUCUGUGCAUCCUCCAUCAGUGACAUCAAUGCAUGUUCAUCCAAUACAUAUUUUAACUAACUAAUUAGUUGUGUUUCAAAUCCAAACAAAUCUCAAUUUCCUUUACAAAUCAAUGGCAACAUACUGGUUUGCAGUUUUAAUAUAUUCAAAUCAAGUUGCAGCCUCCUUUAAAAAUAGGACACUGACUUGUACUAAAACUAAUUUUUUAUUUUCUCUGUCCAGUUUAUGAUUCAUAUGUCUGUCACAUGUCCUGUACAGUCCUUAAAAACAAAUCUUCUUGACGAUUUCCAUGUGUUUCUGCCAAAAAACAAUAUAAA